AUGUCAGUUCAACAGGGAACUUUGACAGAAUUCUUGGACAUAACAAAGCUAACUAAUUUCAGACAAAAUUUCGUAGAUACUGGCUGCCCAGAGGAAGGCUUUGUUCCUGCUCUGCUUACCUAUGAUGAUACUGCCCUCUCAACAUUUAUCCAAGGCCUGGGGCUUCCUUUAUUCCAACAAGGUGUAGUUGGUACCUUCGUACGAAAUCACCGUAAUA
This is a messenger RNA of Paraglomus brasilianum, 217 nucleotides long. NCBI's taxonomy places the organism in Eukaryota, Fungi, Glomeromycota, Glomeromycetes, Paraglomerales, Paraglomeraceae. The record is from the annotation of a GenBank genome assembly.